Messenger RNA from Arvicanthis niloticus (Nile rat), 965 nucleotides. Lineage: Eukaryota; Metazoa; Chordata; Mammalia; Rodentia; Muridae. The record is from RefSeq and is a predicted model, not a curated record.
CUAUCCCAUGGGUGUGUCCCCCUGUGCAGAGUGUGUUACCGGUUCUCUGUGCCCGUAUGUGGUGAGCUUGUCAGCCUCACUGCCAUGAGCCUUGGGACUGUUCUUCUUGGAUUUGUGUGUUUAAUGGAGCAGAGGAUCUGGGCACACUCUGAGCCGUCUCCCCAGCCUUCCAUCUGGGCAGACCCAGGAACUAUGAUUUCCGAAGGCACUGCUGUGACCAUCUUCUGCAGGACCCCUCCAGGAGUGACCAAAGUACGUCUGCGGAAUUCUGUACACAGUAGAAUUUGGUAUGAUCACACCCCACAAGGAGACCAGGAGGUUUUUGAGUUCAGUCUGGAGAAUACGAUGAACACCAAUGCUGGAAUUUACUAUUGUACAUACUUCAAUGGAUAUGAAUGGUCACAAAUUAAUGACAAACUGGAGUUGAUUGUGACUGGUGUUUACAAGGAGAAGCCAUCCCUCACUGUUGAUUCACAAGACUCAGAAAGAAGUGUGACUCUUGGUUGUUACGCACCUCCUUCCUUUGAGAACUUUAUCCUCUGCAGAGAUGGAAAUGCUUCCCUUCCUCAGGACUGCUUACAACAGGACCACAACAAAUUCCUCAUUUCCUCUGUGAGCCCAGGGUACAAGAUGACCUACAGAUGUUUUGCCUCUGUCAAAAAUAAUUCCUAUUUGUGGUCACUGCCUAGUGACCCUCUUGAGAUUCCGAUCCCAGGAUCUUAUUUUGUAGGUCACGCAUUAGAGAACCUCAUUCGGCUUAUCCUGGCUUUCCUCCUCCUGUUAGGCAUUGUGGCUCUAUUGCUGGAUGCUUGGAAGAGCAGAAGAGUGCUUCAUGAGGGCUUCAGAGAGCCCAGUGCUGUGAACCUUUAUAUCCAUUCUUAAACCUUGCCUUAACCAAGACAUGCUUAACCAACCGUGACCAUGGCAUCUCUUAUAAACGAAAACAUAUAAUUGUAGGUAGCUUA